Capsella rubella is the source of this 1788-nucleotide messenger RNA. RefSeq lists its product as uncharacterized. Bases 1 to 1788 code for a protein of 595 amino acids. The transcript has a single exon. The record is from RefSeq and is a predicted model, not a curated record. Lineage: Eukaryota; Viridiplantae; Streptophyta; Magnoliopsida; Brassicales; Brassicaceae.
AUGGUGGUGAAGCUUCCCGGACACCAUCAUCUUCUACUCACUAGAGCAUUAUUUUCCGUAACCUGUUUUGAGUGCGGUGAAGAUAUAGUUGCGUUAAAUGGUUACUAUUGCAAGAUUUGUAAGGAGGGAUGGCACACAAAAUGCAUGCCGACAACACCAGAGAUCAACCACCCAUGCCACCCAAACCAUGCGCUCAAGCUUCUCAUAGACGGGGCACCUGCUUACACCGACGGUAAAUGUCAUUUCUGUCGACAAGAUUUGAAAACUGUUGUAUAUCAUUGUUUUACGUGCAAUUUCACCUUGGAUUUGAGAUGUGGGGCAUCACCAAAGCAAGUAACGAUAGAUGAGUCCAAGUGCCACAACCACCCACUCACCAUCAUGGCGAGACAAGUUUCUUUCCUUUGCAAUGUUUGUGGCACGCGUGGUGAGCGUAACCCUUAUGUAUGUACUGCCUGCUCUUUCAUGGUCCAUGAAGAUUGCAUGGAUAGACCCCAUGUCAUAAACAUUAAUCGUCAUGAUCAUCGCAUCUCCCACACUUAUUCGCUUUGUUUUGGGAAUAUGGUAUGUCGAGUUUGUCGUCUGGGUAUUGAUUGGGUGUAUGGAGCCUAUUCUUGCUCAAAGUGUCCUGAGUUUGUGGUACAUUCUAAAUGCGCAACAAGCCAAGAAGUAUGGGAUGGUAAGGAGCUCCAUGGAGUACCUGAAGAGGAGGAAGAAGAGCCAAUGUUCAAAGUGAUUGAAGAGAAUGUGAUAAAUCAUCAGAUGCAUCCUUCUCAUAAUCUAAGACUCACAGCAGAUGGUGUUGUUCGUGAUGAAGGCGUAAGAUGUCAACUAUGUGAGGGAUCCGUCUAUUCUGACAAAUUAUAUAGCUGCAUGGAAUGUGACUACGUUCUUCAUGAAACAUGCGCAUACCUUCCUCAUAAGAAACGACAUGGUUUGAGUAGGUCUCGCAUUUCACUUAAAAAGGGGCCUCGUGAUGGUGAGUACUUUAAGUGUCGAGCCUGUAGACAACUGUCAACAGGCUAUAGGUACGAAUUUUUAGAUUACAACAAAUUGGAACUAGAUAUGAGAUAUGACACAGUUGAUCAGUUAGGCUACAUGAAGGUGCUCCCUUAUGGAAGCGUAUUGGAACUAGAUCUGAGAUGUGCCGCAGUUGAUUGGUCGUGUGACCAUGAGAGCCAUCCCCAUACCUUAUUUCUCACCAACUUAGCCAAGGACACUUGUGGAGCUUGUGGCAACAAAAAAGACUAUGUGUUGCGUUGUGUUGAUUGUAAGUUUAACUUGUGUUACAAAUGUGCUACUUAUCCAAAGAAGAUAAAGCACAGGUGCGAUGACCACCCUCUGUUGUUGAGCUUUGGCGAUAAGGAGCAGCAUGGGAAAUACUGGUGUACGGUAUGCGAAACAGAAGCUGAUCCAAAAGAAUGGUUUUAUGAAUGUGACAAGUGUGGGAUCGUUGGUCAUAUUCGGUGCGUUCUUGGAGACUUUGCAAAUGUUAAACCCAGUGUUGGGGUCUUGUGCGGGAACAAAAGUGGAGUGAUCCGCAACAACAGUGUCACACGACCACAUUGCCACUAUUGCGGCAUUUGUUGCCUGGUUCCUUUUAUUUAUAGAGUUUCUGAGCAUUACUUUUGUUCUUUUGAUUGCUUAGAACCUAAGUCAGAGCUUAUGGAAUCGUUGAAGGCCGAAGCCGCUCGAAAGAGGCGACUUGAAGAAGAGAUAAUGGAAAAAACAGAAAAAGUGUUCACUCUUAAACGGGAGUAUCUUAGAUCUCGUGAAUCUAGAGAGUUUUGA